Messenger RNA from Triticum aestivum (bread wheat), 889 nucleotides. Its product is annotated as putative F-box protein At1g50870. The coding region runs from base 95 to 889 and encodes 264 amino acids. The record is from RefSeq and is a predicted model, not a curated record. The transcript is spliced from 3 exons. NCBI's taxonomy places the organism in Eukaryota, Viridiplantae, Streptophyta, Magnoliopsida, Poales, Poaceae. Gene Ontology annotation, molecular function: protein binding.
GUGCGAUAUAUAGUGAGCAUAAAAACAAUCUGAGAAGAACGUCAUCAACACGUAGGAUACAUGGUUGUUACCAUCGCACAUCGCUAACGCGACGAUGCUGCCGUCGUCGUUACCAGCCGACGUCUUCUUCGAGAUACUCUCAAGGGUACCGGUGAAGUCGGUCUGUAGAUUCCGAUGCGUGUCCAGGAGCUGGCACGCUCUCAUCUCUGGCCAGCCGUUCACCGCUGCUCACGGAGCCCGCGCCAAGCCGCUACUCCUGUUUCUCGACAACUCCUCCUGGAAAACCUGCAGCCAGCUCGUGGACAUAGAUGGCAACCUCAUAAGAACCAUCAAGAGGGCAGGUCAUAUGAAUUGGGCCUACCACCUCGAUGGUCCCAUUUGCCUCACGGAAGAUUAUCGCAUCACUACUGGCGGCCGCAAGUUCAUAGUCAACGUGAUCGAUCUCGCCACUGGGAAUGUGAUCUGGAGGACCUCUGAAGAGUUGAACCCUGAUUGGAUUAGCAAUGUCAACGUCGGUCGUGCUGUCCCAUCUGGCACGUACAAGUUAGUCUGCCUCAACAACACAGGUGCUGAAGAGCCUUGCAUGGUUCUAACAUUAGAAGGUGACCCCGUGUGGAGGCAGGUGCAGUCUCCUUCAGAACUAGUCCCUGCCAUCUCUAAACCCUACCCCGCUAUCACUGUCAAUGGAGUCAUGCACUUCCUUUACAAGUCGCACGUGGACAAGGAAUAUCACCAUGUGCUCCGGUUUGAUCUUGAAAGUGAGGAAUGGAGCCCGUCAAUUGAGAGGCUGGGUGUAAUUGGUAUCUCCGCGGAUGGAAGGCGGCUGGAAAGAGUGCUGGUGGCCAUGAAGUCACAUGGCCGUCACCACCGCCUCGUCGAUAUCGGUUGA